GAUCAUCGUUCAGUGAGGUUACUGUGCUCUGCUUUAGCUGCUCGCCCACAAGUAUGGAGUCCUGUUUUCUGGCCAUCUCUUUCCUUUUUGCUUUCGGUCUUUCCAGUGGAGAAAGGACGCUGAAGUUUGUCACUGUGCUUUAUCGUCAUGGUGACAGAUCUCCAGUCAUGGCAUAUCCAGCUGAUCCCUAUAAGGAGAGUGACUGGCCCCAGGGUUUUGGACAGCUCUCUCGGGAGGGAAUGAAGCAACACUUCGAACUGGGUCAGUUUUUAAAGAAACGCUACACGGGAUUCCUGAGUGAGAGCUAUGACCGGCAUGAGAUAUUUAUCAGAAGUACAGACGCCGAUCGGACUCUAAUGAGUGCAGAAGCAAACCUGGCUGGCAUGUUCCCACCUAAUGGUUCUGAGAUGUUUAAUCCAGAUUUGAAAUGGCAACCAAUACCUGUCCACACUGUCCCAGAGGACCAAGAUAAGCUGCUCUCCUUCCCUCUGAAAGACUGUCCACGUUACUCACAGUUAAGGAAUGAGACUGAAAAAACAAACAUUUUUCUUAACAUGACUGAAACCUACAAGGGCUUUUUGGAGAUGGUGAGAAAUAGAACAGGACUGGAGAAACCCAACAUUGGAAAUAUUUGGAGUUUGUAUGACACAUUGUUCUGUGAGGCAAAGCAUGGGAUGCGACCACCUGAUUGGGUUACUCCAAGUGUGAUGGAGACGCUAAAGGUCUUAAACAACUUUGGUUAUCAGAUUUUGUUUGGAGUCUACAAGAAAAAAGAGAAGUGCAGACUUCAGGGAGGCCUGCUGUUAGGUCAGAUUAUUAAGAAUCUGUCAAAUGCUGCAGUACUGGACUCUAAACAGGAAGUGAAGAUGAUGGUAUACUCAGCUCAUGACACAACAGUUGUAGCCCUGCAGGAAGCUCUGAAUGUCUUUAAUGGCCUGCAGCCACCUUAUGCAUCGUGUCAUCUAAUUGAACUUCACCAGGAAGAGAACGGGAUGUUUACAGUGGAGAUGUCUUAUCGCAAUGACACUAAUGUGUCUGAACCUUACCCUGUGUCUUUACCGGGCUGUUCCCAGCGCUGCUCCCUACAGGACUUUGUGAAACUCACACGUGAAGUCAUACCACAAGACAGGGAUAAAGAGUGUCAGAUAAGGAAGGAAGCCACAGACAAAGGAGCUGCUGCUGGAGAGGAUAUACUGGAAGAAGGUGGCACAAAAGAAGAGGAAGAGCAAAACAGAGAGGCAGAAGGCAGCAUUAGACAACCAUCCCCAGAAGGACCUGAUGGUGCCAAGUUACCAUCCGAAUGCUGUUCUUAUACUUUUAGGAGAAAUAUCCCCAUUACUACAAUUGACUCCUACAUAGAGACAAGCGUGGAAUGCCCCAAACCUGGAGUCAUUUUUGCCAUCAAGGCGGGUCUUCGUAUCUGCAUGGAUCCUCAGCUGAGCUGGGUGAAGAGUGCCAUGAAAGCAGUCGAUGAGCGUGAUCUAUACAAAAAAAAUGAACAUCGUGGUCAUCCGUUGUUUUAACCCAACAAGUUGGGUUAUUUGUUUAACCCAGCAUGCUGGGUUGCUUUUAUGAUUUAAAAUUACUAUACUGCUGAACCCAAAUUGAGCUAGAAAUUAAACCUACAAACCUUGUUCAUUUUAAAAUCCCUUUUACACACACACAGAAUGACUAUCAAAAUGUAAAUAUUAAUUUAAAGAAAACAGUCAAAAGUAACAUGCAUGUAAGAAGAAAUGCAGAAAAGUAUGAAGCAUUUGUUGAAUAUAUCUUAAGAUCAAAUGUAACGUUUGUGGUAAAUUUUGUCAUAUACUUUUUUUUUCUUCAAAAAAGCUAUUACCGUAAUUCCUCAAAUAAAAGACAGGGCCUUAUUUACCUGAACUGCAGAAGGUAACAGGCUUUUAUUGGAGGCAGGCCUUUAUUUCUAAUUCCAUCUGUUUGAUAAGUAAUUGUUUUGAAUAAACCGCUUUAAACUAAAAGCGAUAGUGGUCCAGUGGACAGAGAUCAUAACAUUAGCACAGAAUCAGUUCAGAAUCAGUCACCAAAAGAAUCAGUUCGGUUCACACCAUAGGUUCAGACGCGCUCUGUGUCAUUCUGCUCCACGCUGAAUCACGCAUGCGCAGUACCCUCAGCUCCUCGGUUCUCGAAUUGGACGCGUCCGACAGAAACAAUUCUC
Carassius auratus (goldfish) is the source of this 2173-nucleotide messenger RNA. RefSeq names its product lysosomal acid phosphatase-like. Gene Ontology annotation, biological process: lysosome organization; immune response; dephosphorylation. Bases 54 to 1523 code for a protein of 489 amino acids. NCBI's taxonomy places the organism in Eukaryota, Metazoa, Chordata, Actinopteri, Cypriniformes, Cyprinidae. Gene Ontology annotation, molecular function: chemokine activity; acid phosphatase activity. The transcript has 13 exons. Gene Ontology annotation, cellular component: extracellular region; lysosome. The record is from RefSeq and is a predicted model, not a curated record.